This is a messenger RNA of Lingula anatina, 1441 nucleotides long. Its product is annotated as cytosolic Fe-S cluster assembly factor NUBP2. Gene Ontology annotation, molecular function: 4 iron, 4 sulfur cluster binding; ATP-dependent FeS chaperone activity; ATP binding. Gene Ontology annotation, biological process: iron-sulfur cluster assembly. NCBI's taxonomy places the organism in Eukaryota, Metazoa, Brachiopoda, Lingulata, Lingulida, Lingulidae. The record is from RefSeq and is a predicted model, not a curated record. Gene Ontology annotation, cellular component: cytosol.
GGAACUUGUCACUGUUGUUGUGUUUGCCGAUAUUGCGGAAGUCACGUGAUCGAAGAUAUAUGUCAAGAAUGGACGACACCGAAGAGAGUGAUAACCUAGGUGGAGUUAAACAUGUUAUUCUUAUACUGUCCGGGAAAGGAGGGGUAGGAAAAAGUACAGUUACAACACAACUAGCACUAGCCCUCAAUAGUGCAGGGAAAAAGGUGGGGAUAUUAGAUGUAGAUCUUUGUGGACCCAGCAUUCCAAAGAUGUUAAAUGUUGAAAGCAAAGAUGUACAUCAGUGCUCCCAAGGAUGGGUCCCUGUGUAUGCAGACCAGGCUCAGCAGUUGGCUGUGAUGUCCAUAGGGUUUCUGUUAUCCAGUAGAGAUGAUGCUGUGGUGUGGAGAGGUCCUAAGAAAAAUGCAAUGAUCAAGCAGUUUCUGUCAGAUGUGUACUGGCAGGAGUUAGACUACCUCCUGAUAGACAAUCCACCAGGGACAUCAGAUGAACAUAUCAGUACUGUAGAGAACCUGAAGAAAUAUAAACCUGAUGGAGCUGUAUUAGUCACUACACCACAGGCAGUAGCAGUUGCUGAUGUGAGGAGAGAAAUUACAUUCUGUAGAAAGACAGGGAUCAGGAUAUUAGGAGUUGUAGAAAACAUGAGUGGAUUUGUCUGCCCUCAUUGCACAGCUUGCUCCAACUUAUUUUCUAAGGGUGGAGGGGAGCAGUUGGCUCAACAGUGCAAUGUUCCAUAUUUAGGCAGUAUACCACUGGAUCCACAGUUAACCAAGUCACUGGAAGAAGGAGAAAAUUUUAUGAACUCUUUUCAAACCUCAGGAACGCGGCAGGCUGUCAUGGGCAUUGCAGAAAUGAUACUGACACAGACUAAUGACAAACAUUCAUAAUGAAACGUUUUUGACUUUUGGAAUAGCAUACUGCGUGGCUGUCUCCAGUUCAAAGCACCCCAAAUUUCAGAGCUUUGAUAUGGUGGCUUCCUCUAUGUACCUACCACGCUCUUUCCUGCAUGCUUUGAUGAAUUGUAGAGACUCGAUCCGUACUGUAGAGGCGGUUUUCCAGUCAAUUCUGGAACCCAUGGUGUUGGAAAGCAUCUUUUUAAUUCACCUUUGAGAAUAGACGAAGAUCAUGAAUUUUAAUGUCAAAGGUACAUAAAGGAUUUUGUACAAGAUGAACAUUAGUAGGCCUAUUUAUAUUUAUACUGGUUUGUUUAAGGCGAUUAUAUAAUGCAUUCUUUCUUUACUGGAUACCCAAGCAAAACGUACUGAAUUCUAAACAGAAUCAGUAUAAUAAAAGCAGCUUGUACAAGGAAUCGGACUGGAAUUCCCCAGGUUCAAUAUGUCGUGGAUGCUAUCGUACUAUGUCGCCGGUCUGUUUAAAAGAAAUCGCUAAUGACUCACUAAUGCCCGCGUCAUCGACAUAGACUCUAUAUACGGUCUCUAGGCCU